Messenger RNA from Heterobilharzia americana, 930 nucleotides. NCBI's taxonomy places the organism in Eukaryota, Metazoa, Platyhelminthes, Trematoda, Strigeidida, Schistosomatidae. The record is from the annotation of a GenBank genome assembly.
AUGAAAAUCCGCUUUCAGCUACAAGUUGAAGAUAUAAAACCUACAGGAAAAUCUUAUUACUCUGGUCUACUGCAAGCAUUCAGUCGAAUUUAUAAAGAAGAAGGUGUACGUGGUCUAUGGAAAGGUCAUGUGCCGGGACAACUUCUAUCUAUCACAUUCUGUGGAGCACAGUUUGCGAGUUUCUAUGCUAUUGAAAAUCUCCUAAUUGAUCGAACUAACCCUAACCCCUCAUCAAUAUGGUUACAUGACCUAGUAGCUGGUUGUGUAACUGGCAUAAUUGCGUCUGCAAUCUGCGAACCAUUGGAUGUUAUGAGAACACGUCUUAUAGCUCAAGGAAAACAUCAGGUUUAUUCUGGAUUCCUUCUUGGUGCUCGUGAUCUUGUCCGUGAAGAAGGUAUUAUAGGUUUAUGGAGAGGUAUUGGACCAUGUUUAGUAUCAGUCGUCCCACAGACCACAAUUUAUUUUGCAACGUAUGAACAAUUGAAACGUUCGUAUAUUUUGCGGAAUUCAACGAAAAAUAUUUCUCUAAUGCAUAGUUUAGGUGCUACAAAUACUGGUAAUGACGAAAAGAGUAAUGAUGGUCAGACAUCAUUGCCACGGACUAAUCGACACAAGUUACCCUGGCAUUUUUCAUUAUGGGCUGAUUUAGUCAAAAAACGUUUAGAAAUACGUGGUUUUGAAAGAGCGCGCAUGGAUUUUGGCACAUUGCCUAAAGGUUAUACACCAGAGACUUAUAAGAACAUUAAUUUGUCAAGAAUAAAUCGAAAUCAGUAUUUUGCUACAAUCACCUGUCUAAUGGAUAUCAUCCAACAAAAAGGUGUUCGUGGAGUUUAUAAAGGAUGGAUACCAUCUGCUUUGAAGGCUACGCUGACUACUGGUUUAACAUUCUGGUUUUAUGAACAAUAUCGUUGGUUAUUGUUGCAUUAUUAG